GAGAGGUGGCCGGCAAGUUAAAGGGAGAAGCGCGGCGGCGGGGAGCCCGAGUCUCGGGUGAUGGGCCGCAGGGAGGAGGCGAGCGGGCUGCUUUGGGGCAUGAACGGAUGCGGCUGCCCGCGCAGGGCGCGGACCUGAGCCCCGGCCCCCGCCAGCCCCGUGCGGAUGCUGCCGCGGGCUUGGCGCCUCUGCACCUCGGGGCUUAUGAGUUGUACCAGGGUCCUAGCCUAUUCAUCUAACCCAAUGAUGGCCGUGGACAUCGAGUGCAGAUACAGCUGCAUGGCCCCUUCCUUGCGCAGAGAGAGGUGCGCCUUCCAGAUCUCCCCAAAGCCCAGCAAACCUCUGAGGCCUUGUAUUCAGCUGAGCAGCAAGAAUGAAGCCAGUGGAAUGGUGGCCCCCGCCGUCCAGGAGAAAAAGGUGAAGAAGCGAGUAUCCUUCGCAGACACCCAGGGCCUGGCCCUGACAAUGGUCAAAGUGUUCUCAGAAUUCGAUGACCCGUUAGAUAUUCCGUUUAACAUCACUGAACUCCUAGACAACAUCGUGAAUUUGACGACAGCAGAGAGCGAGAGCUUUGUUCUGGAUUUUUCACAGCCCUCGGCCGAUUACUUAGACUUUAGAAAUCGGCUUCAGACCGACCACGUGUGCCUUGAAAACUGCGUCCUGAAGGACAGGGCCAUCGCAGGCACUGUGAAGGUGCAGAACCUCGCCUUUGAGAAGACGGUGAAAAUCAGGAUGACAUUUGACACUUGGAAGAGCUUCACAGACUUUCCCUGCCAGUAUGUGAAGGACACUUAUGCCGGUUCAGACAGGGACACGUUCUCCUUUGACAUUAGCUUACCCGAGAAAAUCCAGUCCUAUGAAAGAAUGGAGUUCGCCGUGUGCUAUGAGUGCAGUGGACAGACAUACUGGGACAGCAACAAAGGCAAAAACUAUCGGAUCAUCCGGGCUGAACUGAAAUCCACUCAGGGAACAGCUGAGCUACCGAAUGGUCCAGAUUUUGGAAUAUCCUUUGACCAGUUCGGAAGCCCUCGGUGUUCCUAUGGUCUGUUUCCAGAGUGGCCUAGUUAUUUAGGAUACGAAAAGCUAGGGCCCUACUAUUAGUGACUGCACAUGACAGAGCCUGGCUGAGUGGGUGCAGACAAGCCUAAAAGCAGUCGCCGUGGGAUGGAGAUGGAAGCCAAGAGAAAAGUUGAACUGCCAUUAGGCACAGCUUUUGAAAAGAAAGGAUCCUAUUCACUUUUUUCGUAAACCAGCAAAACCAGCCAGGUUUAGAUCACAGAACCGGUUUCACACUCAGAGUGGAUGUGGUGUGCUGGCUGUUUGGCACCCGUGGCUGUCACGAGGGGCUGAGCAGGAUGUGCGGGAUAGGGUCUGGACAGGAACCAGGCCUGCAGGCGGUGCUGGCAAAGCUGGAGGAUGAUGUCUUAACAGGGCAACCCGGAGCGUGCCAGGCGGCCCGGAGGAGCCACUCCUCUCCCCUCGGAUGCGGAAAGUCAGUCACCUCAAAGUCACUCCGUCCCCAGCCACCUCCCACUGGAUCCUCGCCGUGCAUCUUCGGGUGUUCUCCACCCGGCCAGGCCCUUCCUGCCUCAUGCUGCUGUUCCACACCUACACGUCCAUCACACUUUAUCUCUGUGCUUUAUUUUGCAUCGUUUGCUUCCACAGUUCAUCUGAUGUUCAGGAAAAGAUAGUAAUGGCAAAUGAGCCUGGGACUGAGACAGGCAUUUCCGCUUUCUGACCCCACGUGUAUGUUCCAGCACAAACACACGCCACUUAUCAACCGUAACUGGCUCCUGUGUGGUGUUACAGAUUGCAGGCUCAUGACAACGCGGGACAGCCACGAAGGGAACACUUCUGGCUUCUCCUCUUGGCUUUUUGGGGAGCUUUCUAAGUACUCCUACUCUGAGUCACCAGACGGCUCAAUUACAAGAUUUGUGUUAACUUGCUCCGCGGGUUUGCGGCAUCUCGUUCUUCACAAAAGGAAUUUAGAAUUGCCUUUCCUGGAGAGUCGUCUGUGACGCUGUGUGCAGGACAUUUUGAUUUGCAGUUCCAGUAUAUCCUCAAAGACUCCAGAAGAUGUUUUCUUUUAUCUUGACUGUGAUUUUCAAUAUCCAGGACACUUUACGAGGCACCCUGGGAGUUUGAACUUGGGUGUUCUUAUUUAUGGUGUGUGAGUAUGUCGGGCUAGGGGAGAAAAACCUCACCAAGUUCUCAUAGUUUAUUUUCCGUGUUUGCCAACUCUGAAAUAUCAGAGAUUAAUUGUUCUCAACCAUAUUGGACUAAAGAAUUAAAAGUCUGUUGGUUCAUACUGUUGUGAGGCUCCUGGAACUGUGAUUUUUCUUGGGCAAGAUUGGUUGUACUUGGGGGUGUUUAAAAAAUAUUUUUCCAUGUGUAUUUGUAGAAAGGUUGGGUUUUUUCUGUGUUGUUUUGUUUUUGGAGCUCAAACAACCGUCUCAUUUUCCUUCUGCCCGGUCUUACUAAAGUGAGGUUUUCCUAAGGGAGGCAGGAGGAGAAAUGCACAGCUGCCUGGAUUUGGGGCACAGCUCCUGGACUCAGCAAGCAGUUUCACUUGCAUUUUCCAGAUCAGUUAAAAAAUCAGUGUCGGGCAGGUAUGAAGUGUCUUGGCUCCUAGAGUUUUGUGGUGGGUUUUCUUUUUUCCUUUUUUGAACUUAAAAGUGUUUUGACUUUGUAAAUGCUCUUAAGUGGUGUUCAAUGUAAUUCUUGUUCCUAAAAUUGGCUGUCACUCGUCUGCAACCUAGUGCUUUAUUUUUUAUGCCUCUCCCAGGUGGAUGGCACUCGGGGAUUACAUGAUGAUAUCAUUUACGGGAAAAUCACAUUUUUACCUGAAAUUGGGCAGAACUGUGUUUUAUCUGAGCAUAUCUUACCCAUCAGGUACACAACCAAUACUUUCAUUGUUACAAAUCUGGUUUAUUAAUAGUGGAAAUCUAAGUGGAAUGGAAGCAAAACUGAUUUUAUACAGGUCAUGAAUUUAUUUUCUUUUAAGAAGGCCCCUCCCUCCUCCUGAAGUUCAGAAAAGGUGUAAGGUGCACUGUCAUUUGCAUGUUACUGGACUGAAGGUAACCAGAUCAUUCUAUGUUCAUAAGAGAAAAGCCUUGAGUGACUCCUGUUGGUUUUUCAGUAAUAGUGAUCUUAAGACAUUCCGUGUCAAAAUUUGAAAUAUGGUGAUUCAGUGAUAAGUGUCUCUUUUAAAACACCAUACACCCUCCCUGCUACCCUUCUUCACUCCAGCUCACCCCAGCUUUUUUGCUGGGGGCACUGGUUGCCAGCCCCCCACCAGUGCACCUGGGCUGCUUACCCACCCCCAAACCCCACCCCAAGAAAGCCCUCACCUGCUUGCAAAGACCCUUCAUGACUGAAGAAUCUGCUUGCCCAGCUUCCCCGUCGGCAUUGUCGUUCAGUGACGUGGCAGCAUCUGAAGAAUACUGUCUUCUCUUUACCCAUCAGUUUUUCUCCUUUGGGCCCAGCUCUGUCCCAGGAUAUCAACAGAUGACCUCAGGAACCGCUUCAAUGGGACCUCUCCUUAUUUCAUAGCUCCCCGCACCACAGAGAGUGACAGCUUUCUUAGUUGGAGACUUCACUGCAGCCUGACUUGUAGGUUGGACCCUCAGACAGCUCUUGGCUAUGAUGACAAACGGCCCCCCCAUCCCAAUGUCCUUCCCAAAUUGCCCCAGAAAGACCAGCCUCCUGCCACUGGUGCCGUUGUCCAGGAAUGGGGAAGCAGCUCCAUUUUUGUUUCAUAUUUAUUCCCCCAAAUGCCCUGGGGGGCAUUUGCAAAUUAGGUGCAAUAAAUAGGCUUGAACAUAUAAAGAUAUAUAAUAAAUAAGCUUUUAAGGUUUCUUGGAAGAUAUGGAACAUUUGAGUGGGUUUUUUUUUUUAAGUAUUCUUGUAGGGGAGCUGGUGAGAAAUAAUGGAGUUACAUAGUUCUCCAGAAAUUGACAAUUUUAGAGUCACGGUAGAAUUUAUUUUAUCUCUUAAGAUUUAAUUUUAAUGGUGGCAAAGCAUUACUCUUUCAAUAUGUUUUUUUAAAGGUGUAAAUUUCAAACUGCUAAAAGAAUGCUGUGGUUUUGAUCUUUGCAUAUAAGUUGCUUUUUAAAAACAAGCAUAACUUGUAGUCACCUGGACGUUAAAUGGGUUGUAUCUGUAUAUGUUUAUAAACCAAAAAAGUGUGUGUUCGCUCACUUUUUAGAUGGGCCCGUUUUCUGGGUCUUCUCUCUCAAAGGACAGUGAAUGAAAACCUUGGUCGUCUUCCCUUUGUUUCCUCUUUUACAAUUCCUCUACCGGAUGUGGUUUGCCCGAGUAGACCUCAAGGCUCUGGGUCAAGACUCUUGGGGGGUCCCGUCUCCUGUCUCUCCUGAUAUCACUGAAAUGGGGGACAAGGAGUUACACGUGUAAUGGGAUCGUCCGAAGACGAUUUGGCAGCUUAUCUUCAAUUCCUGAAGUGGGACACCUCUGGGACUGGGAGGGAUAAGCUGUCGUUAACUGUUAACUAACGGCAGCUUUCCUUCUUGAGGUUGUAAGACAUCACAGCCCAAGUUGUAAAGCUGUGAACGUUUUGAUGGUUUUGUUUAUCAGUUCCUAGAAUCUGCGAGGACGCCAAGAAUGCGGCUGUGAUGACGUAGUUUCCCUUUUAUGAAUGUAGAACCGAAACGUCGUCCUCAUUCGAUGUCUAAAAGUGCCUUGUCAAGAAAUUUCUGCGUUUUAAAAAAUAAAUAUUUUUGUACACAAGGGGAAAUGCACUUUAAAAAAAUCACAAGAAUGGAUGUAUUUUGUGUGGUAUAAGAGUGGUUUGUAUCUCAAACGCAAAAAUGUAAUAAAGGUAGAGAAGGCAAAACUGAAA
Messenger RNA from Equus caballus (horse), 4858 nucleotides. RefSeq names its product protein phosphatase 1 regulatory subunit 3B (gene PPP1R3B). Gene Ontology annotation, cellular component: protein phosphatase type 1 complex. Gene Ontology annotation, biological process: regulation of glycogen catabolic process; regulation of glycogen biosynthetic process. Gene Ontology annotation, molecular function: protein phosphatase regulator activity; protein phosphatase 1 binding; glycogen binding. The record is from RefSeq and is a predicted model, not a curated record. Lineage: Eukaryota; Metazoa; Chordata; Mammalia; Perissodactyla; Equidae.